AUGUUACAACUAUCUGAAACGGAAAAAUAUUCAAAUUGGACUAAAGAACAACUUAUCGAAAAGCUUUUAUUCUACGAAUCAAAACUUCAAGAGACAACGUUAAAUCCUGUCACUACCUCUCUGGUAAUAAAUUCACCAAUUUCCACAAAAAAAUUGGACAAAAAGAAACAAAAAUCGUCCGAUAGGCCUUUUGAUUGGUCAAAAUAUUCCAAAAGACACAUCGCUUUAAAAAUUGCUUAUUUUGGUUGGAAUUAUCAUGGAUUUGCUUCCCAAGGAAACGAAGGUGAUUUUCCUACCAUCGAAGGACAUUUGUUUAAAUCCUUAAUAAACGCAAAAUUGAUAUCUGACCCAACAGAUUGUAACUUUUCUAAAUGUGGUAGAACUGAUAAAGGGGUUAGCGGAUUGGGUCAAGUAGUAACGUUAAAUGUUAGAUCAAAUCUUCCAAAAGUUCCUCCUGUUAUAUUAGAAAGUAAUGAUACCACUACUAUUACCUCCGAUAUAACAAAUAUUAAGUCUAAUCAUAGGAAAGUUGAAGAAGUAUCAUAUGUUGAAACUUUAAAUAGAUCCUUACCAAAUGAUAUAAGAAUAUUGGCGUGGGCUCCUGUUGAUGAUGAUUUCGACGCACGAUUUAAUUGUAAAUCAAGAAAAUACAAAUAUUUCUUUGUUCGCGGAAAUUUAAACGUAGAAUUAAUGAGUGAAGCGGCAAAUCGAUUUCUUGGAACUCAUGACUUUCGUAAUUUCUGUAAGAUUGAUGGUGCCAAACAAAUCACUAAUUUUAAACGUACGAUACUUGAAGUAGGAAUAGAUCUUGUACGACAUCAAGAGAAUUCUUUCAAGGAAUUUUAUGUAUUUAACUUACGCGGUACAGCAUUUUUAUGGCAUCAGGUUAGAUGUAUGAUGGCUAUUCUUUUUUUAAUAGGUCAAAAUCUAGAGUCUCCAUCAAUCAUUGAUGAACUUUUGGAUGUUACAAAAACACCCGCCAAACCUAAUUACGAAAUGGCUAGCGAAAUUCCUUUGGUAUUAUAUGAUUGUGAAUUUGAUAAUCUGGAGUGGCGGUAUGGACGCGAUUCCGACACUUUAUACGAUACUCCUUUAAGACUUUAUAACCAUAUUUAUGAACAAUGGUAUGCUCAUAUGACAAAAUCUUUGGUUUAUUCAACUUUCCUGGAAGAUCUUGAUAACAUAACAAAUCUACCUGCCAAAAAGUCAACUUCAAUUAUUGUUGGAGGCGGUAAAGAACGUAAAAUUCGCAAUUAUACCAAGAUCUCAAAUAGAAGAACAUGUGAUACAGCGGAAAGUAAGAAUGAAAAGUAUAAUGUAAAGAGAAUCAAAUUGGAUCAAAAAUAG
This is a messenger RNA of Funneliformis caledonium, 1347 nucleotides long. The record is from the annotation of a GenBank genome assembly. Lineage: Eukaryota; Fungi; Glomeromycota; Glomeromycetes; Glomerales; Glomeraceae.